Messenger RNA from Rotaria sp. Silwood1, 789 nucleotides. Lineage: Eukaryota; Metazoa; Rotifera; Eurotatoria; Philodinida; Philodinidae. The record is from the annotation of a GenBank genome assembly.
AUGAGCAGUACAGGAAAUGUGGGUGAUGCAGCUGUUAAAUUGUUUUCUGUGGAAACGUUUAGCAAAGAUUCACCAGAUUAUGAGAAGAAUGUUUUUAAAGUUCUGGAUGAAGUUUUAGAAAUUCUCGAUCAAUUUUCUAGUUCAUCUAUGGAAUCCAAUCAAGAAUCAUCUUCGCAACAAUGCAAUGCUGCAACGAUUACUGCGAUGAAGAUUCGUGCACAUACAUUACGAUUAUCGAAUUGGAAUGGAAAUAUCGAGAAACUUCCUAGUAAACCUUCAGCUUCGUCGCCUGAAGAAAGUUACUCGGGCUGGAUUGGUGAACAACAUUUAUUGAAAGGCGCACGAAUUACGUCCGAAGAACUUAGGCAAUUGAUAGAUGAUGAACAACAUACUGUUGUACUUGUUGCAAAACUUAAGACACCUUCAGGCUCAAAAAUAGUUGGCUGUUGGAAAAUUAGCACAUAUGACAAAAAUUUACAGAUGACUGAGGAAGAAAAACAGGAUGUAGCUGUUGAAUUUGGUCUGAAUGCUGUGGAUCCUGAUUAUCAAAGCCGAGGCAUUGGAACACUGUUGUAUAAUGGAGCUGUACGUAUUGCAAAGGAAUAUUUUAAUGCACAACGAGUUUAUUCUUGUAUAAUACGGAGUAAACGAAAUCAAAUUGAAUGGUGUUUACGACAAGGUUUUAUAGAUACGGGACGAUUGAUACCGUUGCCAUCCAAAGUGCAACUUCAAGCGAAAGUAGAUCUGGACGAACUGAAAUUUUCUGUUUUAACAAAACGCUUACAAUAA